Solanum pennellii is the source of this 2081-nucleotide messenger RNA. Its product is annotated as UDP-glucuronate 4-epimerase 2-like. The record is from RefSeq and is a predicted model, not a curated record. Lineage: Eukaryota; Viridiplantae; Streptophyta; Magnoliopsida; Solanales; Solanaceae. The coding region runs from base 594 to 1814 and encodes 406 amino acids. The transcript has a single exon.
AAGCGUCCACAAUUUGCCUCUCCUCUUCUCUUUUUUGCCUACAUUUACAGAGACCUUUUCUUCUUCUUGACUCAUUUCAUUGCACAUAAUUCCCUCUUUAUUUCAUAUUCCUCUCCCCUCUCUCUCUUUAUGUUAUCCUCUUUCACAUCUUGACCCGCUUUUCAAGAAUAUAUAUAUAUGUAUCAAUUACUUAAACAAAUCUACAUUGUUUGUAUAUUAUAUGUAUUAUUGAUUCGAUUUAUUGAUUUACGUUUUUUAAAUGUAUUAAACCAAUAAUAUAUUAUAGAUAUAGUUAUCCAACCUCUUCUCCGUAACAACCUCUUCUUCUUCUUCUUUUCUUUUUGUUUUUGACUCAUUUCAUUGCACAUAUGAUCCCUCUUUAUCCCAAAUUCCUUCUCUUUCUCUGUUUCUGUUAUUCUCUUUCAUAUUCCUAUAUUAUAGCUCAUACUUUUACCCAUCCAAACCCAAAAACACUUCUACACAAACCUAGUUUCUUCGCCGCCACAGUUUACACAAUGAAUGCAUUUCUUCUUCUUCUUCUUCUUCAUGUAGUUUUACUGCAAAUUUAGUCACCCAUCAAUCAAUCAAUCAGCAUGGACAAGCACCGGAAAUGGACGUAUUCCAUUACCAAGCUUGUAUUCUGGGCAACCAUUUUUGCGGGUGCCUUUCUUUUCUUCUGUUUGCGUUCUUCUCCUCCGUCUCAUUCUACAACUAUGAAAUGGGGUAGUAGUAGUAAUACCCCACAAUGGGAAAAGCGUGUCAGAUUAUCUGCUCGUUCACGUUCCGGUCAUUUAUCCGUUCUUGUUACCGGCGCCGCCGGGUUCGUUGGGUCUCACGUCUCCGCCGCACUCAAACGCCGUGGUGAUGGGGUUGUUGGAUUGGAUAAUUUCAACAGCUAUUAUGACCCAUCGUUGAAAAGGGCCCGUCAGAAAUUGUUGGAACAGAAAGGGGUUUUCGUCAUGGAAGGUGAUAUCAAUGAUGAAAAGCUUCUGAAAAAGCUUUUCGAUAUUGUUGAAUUCACCCACGUAAUGCACUUAGCUGCACAGGCCGGCGUUCGUUACGCAAUGAAGAAUCCUGGUUCUUACAUCCAUAGCAACAUUGCAGGUCUCGUUACCCUUUUCGAGGCCUGCAAAUCCGCUAACCCACAACCUUCAAUUGUUUGGGCAUCAUCCAGUUCUGUUUAUGGGCUCAAUUCCAAAGUACCCUUCUCAGAAAAAGAUCAAACGGAUCAACCAGCCAGUCUAUACGCUGCCACAAAGAAAGCCGGUGAAGAAAUUGCACAUACGUACAAUCACAUCUACGGUCUUUCCAUUACAGGGUUAAGAUUCUUCACUGUUUAUGGACCUUGGGGUAGGCCAGAUAUGGCGUAUUUCUUCUUCACAAAGAACAUACUAAAAGGAAAGCCCAUUUCAGUAUUUCAAGGUUCAAACAACAAAAGUGUAGCUAGAGAUUUUACCUACAUUGAUGAUAUAGUAAAAGGGUGUUUAGGGGCUUUGGAUACAGCAGAGAAGAGCACAGGAAGUGGUGGUAAGAAGAAGAAGAAUGCACAAUUAAGAGUGUUUAAUUUGGGGAAUACUUCACCAGUUCCAGUGACAAAGUUAGUUAGCAUAUUGGAGAAACUACUAAAGGUAAAGGCUAAAAGAAAUGUAUUGCCAUUGCCAACAAAUGGAGAUGUGAUGUUUACUCAUGCUAAUAUCAGUUAUGCUCACAAGGAAUUUGGAUACAAACCCACUACAGAUUUGCAGAUGGGGUUGCACAAAUUUGUUAAUUGGUAUCUUGAUUACUAUUCAGUAAGUGAAAAGAAGAUUUAUUGAUCAAGUAUAUGGUGUUCCAUGAGACUCUUGUAUAGCCAUUUUAAUUUUUUCUUUUUUUUAGUCUCUUUUUUUUCUUGGAUUAGUUUGUAUUAAUUACUUGCAGUUAGGUGGAUUUAUUAUGCUAAUGAUCUCACACGUAGUGUUAAUGAGUUGAGGUUCUAUCAAAAUGUGUUCAUGCCUUUUAUUGCUCUUUACAUGAUUGUGCUAUUAAGGGUACUUACUAAUUGUAUAAAUUCUUAGUCUUAUUAAGAAAUUCACUUCUUGGUA